Molecule: messenger RNA, 831 nt
Organism: Phalaenopsis equestris
Lineage: Eukaryota; Viridiplantae; Streptophyta; Magnoliopsida; Asparagales; Orchidaceae
Product: bidirectional sugar transporter SWEET14-like
Exons: 6
Coding region: 52-831 (259 amino acids)
Biological process (GO): carbohydrate transport
Cellular component (GO): membrane
Molecular function (GO): sugar transmembrane transporter activity
Source: RefSeq, a predicted model, not a curated record
UUUUGACCUUUCUCACAAUUAAUUUAGCGAGUCAAAGAGCUAGAGAAAGAGAUGACAAGCGGUGGCUUGUCUUUGGACCAUCCCUGGUCAUUAUUCUUUGGCAUCUUAGGAAAUAUCAUAUCAUUCAUGGUGUUUCUUUCUCCACUGCCAACAUUCUAUCGUGUGCAUAAAAACAAAACAACAGAGGGUUUUCAAUCAGUACCAUAUGUGGUGGCAUUAUUCAGCUCUAUGCUUUGGAUCUAUUAUGCAUUUAUUAAGACCAAUACAUAUCUUCUAGUCUCAAUUAACGCAUUUGGUUGUCUGAUUGAGACCUUUUAUAUUGUCAUCUUCCUUAUUUAUGCACCAAAAAAAGCUAAGAUAGACACAGCCAAGUUAAUCUUGCUAUUAAAUGUUGGGCUAUUCUCUAUCAUUGUUCUUUGUACUCUCCUCCUCUUCGAAGGCCCCGAUCGUCUCAGAACUUUAGGUUGGAUCUGUGUGAGCUUCUCAAUUAGCGUCUUCGCGGCUCCUCUAAGCAUCAUCAGGCUGGUGGUUCGUACAAAGAGUGUAGAGUUCAUGCCAUUCUUCUUAUCAUUUUUCCUCACCUUGAGUGCUGUUGUGUGGUUAUGCUACGGACUAUUCAGCAAAGACAUUUAUGUUGCUCUCCCGAAUGUGGUCGGAUUCGCAUUUGGUGCGGCUCAAAUUAUAGUUUACAUAAUCUACAAAGACUCGAAGAAGGUUUCUAAUAGUUUGGGAGAUGAGGAGAUGGUUUCUGAAUCGGCUCUUGUUUCUGAGAAGACUGUUAACGAGGGCAAGACUGAGCCGAAGGAAGACAAUGAGAUUUGCCAAGUGUAA